Messenger RNA from Protopolystoma xenopodis, 276 nucleotides. The record is from the annotation of a GenBank genome assembly. Lineage: Eukaryota; Metazoa; Platyhelminthes; Monogenea; Polystomatidea; Polystomatidae.
AUGACGGACGAAAGCUCAGCAUGGAGUCAUCAGGGUCGUAGGACGCCGAAAAUCGUUAUGUACAGCGAAUAUGAACGCGUCAAAGAUCACCGUUCCUUUGGUGAUAGGCGCACUGUUUUUUCCGGUCCUCUUUACAUGGAUGAAUACCAACGAAUUUCUCCAUCCCAAAGGAUUGUGAUGACCGAGGCUGGUUUUAAGGUGGGUAACGGUGAAGUCCAUGGCAGCCAUGGUGAGCCGGAGGGUAGUGAGACUCCCAUCGAAGUAGUUGCUGAGUAG